Messenger RNA from Lingula anatina, 2647 nucleotides. RefSeq lists its product as uncharacterized. The record is from RefSeq and is a predicted model, not a curated record. NCBI's taxonomy places the organism in Eukaryota, Metazoa, Brachiopoda, Lingulata, Lingulida, Lingulidae.
CAGAACCAGUGUAGUCUUUGAAAAAGACAGUGACUAGUUAGCCUGCACUCAGUUAGUCCAAUGCAGAGGUAAAAAAUAACAUUUCUCCAAAAAAAGACGGAAAAAAACCUUUUAUAAGAGCCUACCUGGAUAUUUGAUACAACUUAAGAAAAAAAAACACGAAGCUAGUUGGUCUGUGAAGGUUUUGAUUUUCUCAAAAGGGAGAAAAAACAUCUGUCCUCGGCUGCUCCAGUACCUUUCCCAUCUCCGCAGCAUUUCCUGGUUUUACCAAGUGAAGUGGAAACCUUCAGUAGGUCAAGAAGGGGAAUCCUUUAUAGAAAUUGCUGUUUAAUUCUAUGGGAUGAAUGGAUCACAAAUCUAUCACAGCACAAAUGACUCAGAGCACAGCUAGCAGCAAGCCUGGAAUGAUCAAUGAAUUGACAUGAGAAAAUCCUGGCCGUUUACUACUUCAGUCUGUCAUGAUGCACUCUUCGGUAACUCACCAGUCAUAACACCAAACAUGCUGCCUUUGAUUAUUGACAUGAAACUUCAAAGCCAGAAAGACAGAAUGAGAAAGGAGUAAGAUAGAGACAAGGAUUAAGAUACAGGUAGAUGACGAUUAAGUGCCAUCAUGUCUUCCUGGUAUUUGCAUUCUAGAAGAUAUCCAAACCUUCAGGAUUGGAGACGAAUUAACAUAGCAAUAACGGUGCAUAAUGGGGCCUUGGGCAACCUACACAGUACCAAACUUGUGUGUAAAUGGCUUAAAAUAGGUCUUUUGAACCUUUGUCUCCUGUUUCUCUUCUUGCACCUGAUGGGCAAGUACAGAAGUAUUAACCUCCGAGCAGAAAAUGUGAGAGAAGAAACUGACUCAAAUUUUAUUCUUGCAAAAAGAAACUUUGUUCAACUUCCAUCCAACAUUCAAUUGUCUCGUAUGAGCAUUCCACGCCAUUUUCUCCUUCCCAGUGCAAAUACUCCGACAGAUUUGUACAAUUUAUACAAUGAAGUUCCUGAAACCCAUAAUAGUGACAUUGAAUGCAUACUGACAAAAACCACACCCAAAUUUCCAAUAUGUGUCUAUGAAUCAGAUGAGGACAAAUUCAUCUCCGCAGCACUUCGUUCUGGAGGAUUCUGGGAACCUCACAUAACAGAUGUCUAUCAAAGAGCAUUGGCAGCUGUCCCAGACGCAUUUGUAAUUGACAUUGGUGCUAAUAUUGGCUAUUACACACUCUUGGCCAUCAAAAUGGGUCACAUGGUUAUUGCAGUAGAGCCAUAUUGGGAGAGUGUGCGCCGCUUUCACAAGAGUAUCCAUCUCAACAACUGUACCAGCCAAGUUCUCCUGGCAGUAAAUGCAGUCUCCGAUAUGCAUGAAAAUGUGACAUUCAUUGACAAUGUAGACAACCAAGGUGGAGUGAGCGUGCGACAACUGGACGCCAUCGACCGUGAGAUUUUAAGUAAGGGUCACCCUCUCCCAACCGCAAGGACCAUUUUCAUCGAUGAUAUUUUGGACCUAACAGAUACCCCUGUUGCAAUAAUAAAACUAGAUAUAGAGGGAUAUGAAUGUAAAGCCAUGGGGAAGGCCACCACAUUCCUGGACACUGUCUAUGUCCCUUACAUCUUCAUGGAAUGGAAAAAGAUGUUUGUUGACCAAUUAAAACCAGAUUCACCAUGUCCCACCAAAAGCCUGCAAAGACUGUGUCAGCUGUUGACCAGCAGGGGGUAUGCCCCCUAUGAAGUUCGGACACAUAUAAAGUUAAACCCGGAGCGCAGUACCAAAAUUUGGAGGGUUGGAGACAUAUACUGGAGACACAAGUCUGCUAAAGUACUCUUCCCUCCUUGAACCAUGCAACAGCGACUAAAUUGUGGUCACAGCAAAGAAAGAUGAAAAAGAUGGCUUUCAUGGAAUCUUAGAUGAAUUGCCAGUAAAUUGAAGUGAAAGUUUGCACCAUACUGUGGGCUGCAUGAGGUAGACAAGACAGUUUUGGAGUGGUACAAUUUAUCUAGGCAACAGAGCUACAUAGGAUUUCUGCAAGCCUGAAUAAACUAGCCUAGCUUUCAUAACAGUUGGCAUUACAUGAUGUGAAAAGCCAAACAAUUAUUAGAAUGGCUGAGGUAGAGAAGUAGUGUCACAGAGCUUUGGCAUCAAAAUUAACUUGUUUCCAGUAUAUGCUGUAGACUGUACAAGGCAUGAGUUGUGCAUUUAUAUGUCAUCAUUUUUUUUUUUACUUUAGUAAUUUGUUGACAUACAUGUCAGUCUGUUAAGUAACUGACUGCAAUAUGAAUUUCCAUAUCAUCAUAUUAAUUGAAAUAAUGUUUAUAGCUAGAUCUAUAUAACUUAUUCAGAUUAAUAUUUUAUAACAUACUUUUUUGUACGACUGAUAGAGCAAGACAAUGUGCAAGACUUGUUAAAUAUUUGCAUUUCAAGUUGAAGACCACAUCAAAUCACCAAGGAAGUAUAUAUGCCUCCUUGGACUCACUAAAGAUUGGCUAUACAAUAAUAACAGAGUAGAAAAAAAAAUACUUUUUAGCCAAACACUUGCAAAAAUGGUGAUAUAUUAUAAAUAUCCCAGAUGCUUAGAAAAUCUUUAAAAUUUCCUCUACAAUUAUGUCACUCUAGUGUAUACUUAAAUAUUGGCAAUGCUAUUGUACUAAGUAAAUGCACACACACACA